AGGGCGGGCAGAGGAGGAAACGAGGCGGGGGUGGGAGAAGGAGGGCGGGGCAGAAGUGGGACGGGAAGGACCGCUGCCGGGACUGGCGCGCUGGGACACCCGGCCCACGCGCGGAGGAGCUGGGAGAGCGGGAAGCCCGAGGGGGAGGGGCUGGCGCGGGGCCGUGGGUGCGGCACGAGGAUGCCCGCGGCGGGACAGCGCCCGUAGGCAGCCCCGUGGGCAGGGCGCGCUGGCGGGCCGGGCCGGAGGAGCGCCCGGCAUGUCGCAAGGGCUCCCGGCCGCCGGCAGCGUCCUGCAGAGGAGCGUCGCGGCGCCGGGGAACCAGCCGCAGCCGCAGCCGCAGAGCCCUGAGGAUGAUGACAGGAAAGUCCGAAGGAGAGAAAAAAACCGAGUUGCUGCUCAGAGAAGUCGGAAGAAGCAGACCCAGAAGGCUGACAAGCUCCAUGAGGAAUAUGAGUGCCUGGAGCAAGAAAACACCAUGCUGCGGAGAGAGAUCGGAAAGCUGACAGAGGAGCUGAAGCACCUGACAGAGGCACUGAAGGAGCACGAGAAGAUGUGUCCACUGCUGCUCUGCCCCCUGAACUUUGUGCCAGUGCCUCCCCGGCCAGACCCCGUGGCCGGCUGCUUGCCCCGAUGAAGCUGAGGACACUCCUCUGCCCAACAAGGAGGCUUGGUCAUUUUCAUACCAGGGAGGAAGGGUUUCCCUUCACAAUUGUAUACAGGGGGCACCUGUGGCCAGGCCUCCUCCUGGGAGCUCCAGGACCAGCCAGCUGUGUCCCCUGCAGACUGGGCUCAGCACGGCAUCCAACAGGCGCAAGACUCACAGAGCCCUUGUGCAGAUCCAGCAUGGAGGCCACCCUCAGGAAUGACUUCUCAUCCACCCUGGCAGCUAUUAGGUUCUGCUGUUAUGCAGAGCCAUUUCCUCUAGAAUUUGGAUAAUAAAGAUGCUUAUUGUCUCUC
Molecule: messenger RNA, 960 nt
Organism: Macaca mulatta (Rhesus monkey)
Lineage: Eukaryota; Metazoa; Chordata; Mammalia; Primates; Cercopithecidae
Source: RefSeq, a predicted model, not a curated record